Molecule: messenger RNA, 1944 nt
Organism: Maniola jurtina (meadow brown)
Lineage: Eukaryota; Metazoa; Arthropoda; Insecta; Lepidoptera; Nymphalidae
Exons: 10
Coding region: 158-1903 (581 amino acids)
Biological process (GO): neurogenesis
Cellular component (GO): P-body; cytosol
Molecular function (GO): protein binding
Source: RefSeq, a predicted model, not a curated record
CAAUGUCGAUGUCAAUUUUUCAGGGAAAAAUCAUGAAAAAAUAAAUAAAUAAAAUAAAUCAAAUCGCCAGUCGAGGCGGCUGUGACCUGUUCAAAAAUAACUAAUAAUCAUAAAAGACUUGAGUUAAAUUUACGUUUUCCACUGCAAUCGAAGCAAAAUGGCAGCGACACCAACGGAUUGGCAGCUCGAAUGCACCGAGCUAAAACAACGAGGGGCUUACCUUUUGCAAACUGGUCAAUGGUCUGAUUGCAACUUCUUGGUGGGCACUGAGCCCAACCAGGUAGUUCUGGCUGGCCAUAAGCUCAUCUUGGCCAUGGCCUCUCCAGUGUUUGAAGCUAUGUUCUAUGGCGGAAUGGCGGAGAGGAAUGAACCAAUACCGAUUGUUGAUGUGCAGAUAGAUGCAUUCAAGGCUCUUUUGGAAUAUAUUUACACGGGUAACAUCAACAUAAGCUCAUUCGACAAGGCGUGUGAACUGUGUUAUGGUGCCAAGAAAUACAUGCUGCCACAUCUAGUGAAGGAGUGCACAAAGUACCUCUGGUCAGAUCUCUAUCCCAGAAAUGCUUGCAGAGCUUAUGAGUUUGCGAGACUGUUUGAAGAAAAUGUACUCAUGGAAAAAUGCCUUCAGAUAAUAAGUAUGAAUACCAAGGAGGUGCUAAAUGACUGCAGCUUUGAAGAUGUGGAGAUCAAUACUGUUAUAACAGUCUUCUCAUUGGACCAUCUUAAUGUGGACAGUGAACUUGACUUAUUUGAUGCUGCAGUAAGAUACGCAAAAGCAGCAGAUAGGAGGCACUCUUCUCUCCCGCCCAUUGAUGUAACAGCUUUUUUGGAAGCACGUAAAAGUCCAGCUCCUUCCACUUCUCAGGAAAAAGAACAGGUAGUGAAUGUGGAAAGCAGUGCUGAAAGCAGCCCGGAGGCUGUGAUGGAGACCGGACGUGAGACGGAACAGACUGCGACUCCCACGGAGCCACCCAAAAAACCUUCAGGAGAGGGUAGAGAUAACAAAGAAAGAGUAACAAUCCGGAAAGCGGUAGAAAAGAUCCGUUUUCUCACACUAUCGCCGCAACAGUUCGCGGCCGGCCCAGCCAGGUCGCCGCUACUUAGUGAAUCGGAGGCGUUCGCGGUACUGAUGAACAUCCUGUCCUCUAACACUGACGUGGCGAUGCCCGCGGGCUUCUCCAUGUCGAGGGAACCGAGGAAACAGCUGUUUGGAGGCGGCUCUUCGAGUAAUAUGCCUACAUUCACAGUGGACACUCCGAGCCCAGUCACCGUAGACCAAUGUGAACUGUCGCGCCUGCCGCAGCCCUGCGUCUCUACCACCUACCCGAGACCUACGCGACAGGAGGGUGUACGCCUGCCAUCGUCGAUCCACAACCCGGUUCCGGGGUUAAGCGUGUGUGUGGACGUGGACCACAUGGAGCGUCGCGGAGACCAGCACAAGAUCUACUGCCAGCGUGCCAUCGUACAGCACACGGACUGCCUCAACACUAGCGGCCUCGACUGCUCCGUCACCUUCAUGGUGGACAAGAACAUCUGCCUGCUGGGCGUGCAGGUGCCGACUCAAGCGCCGAGCCUCGAGAACGGGGGUAACGCGGGCGGGUCGGGCUACUCGGAGCUUCUGUACGCGCACUUGCUGGACGCGGACGGCGCGCGGCUCACUUACACGCACUACACCAACCGGGUGCCCUACCGCCACCUGCUGGACAUCAUGUUCAACCGACCCGUCUACAUACAGAGGAACAAGGUGUACAAAGUGGGCAUCGUGUUCAACAAAGUGGGCUGGUACCCGAUGGGCUCGUGCGCGCAGCAGGUCGCGGCCGAGUCCGUGUUCUUCAACUUCGGCAUCGGCCACAGCAGCGACUCGGUGCGCGACGGACUCAUACGAUCCAUCAUAUUCACGUACUAGAAACGAUUAACUACUACCCGUGCGCAUUAACAUGGCACCUG